CAGCAACCGGCCUGGCGGCGGCGCGGCCACAAAAUUGAGGAGGCGGAGCCAAGACUGGGUCGGUACUGCUCGCUAACUCCAGCACCAGGUUUAAGUUUUUCACAUUGAAGUAGGUCUACACAUUAGGAACUCAUGUCUUUUCUUGUAAGUAAACCAGAGCGAAUUAGGCGGUGGGUCUCGGAAAAGUUCAUUGUUGAGGGCUUAAGAGAUUUGGAACUAUUUGGAGAGCAGCCUCCGGGUGACACUCGGAGAAAAACCAAUGAGGCAAGCUCAGAGUCGAUAGCAUCCUUCUCCAAACAAGAGAUCAUGAGUAGCUUUCUGCCAGAGGGAGAUUGUUAUGAGCUUCUCACCAUUAUAGGCAAAGGAUUCGAGGACCUGAUGACAGUGAAUUUAGCAAGGUACAAACCAACGGGAGAGUAUGUGACAGUACGAAGGAUUAACCUAGAGGCUUGUUCCAAUGAAAUGGUGACAUUUUUGCAGGGGGAGCUUCAUGUCUGUAAACUCUUCAACCAUCCCAAUAUUGUGCCAUAUCGAGCCACCUUUAUCGCAGACAAUGAGCUGUGGGUCAUCACGUCAUUCAUGGCAUAUGGUUCUGCAAAGGAUCUCAUCGGCACACACUUCAUGGAUGGCAUGAAUGAACUGGCCAUUGCUUACAUCCUGCAGGGGGUGCUAAAGGCCUUGGAUUAUAUCCACCACAUGGGCUUUGUGCACAGGAGUGUCAAAGCCAGCCACAUUCUGAUCUCCGUGGAUGGGAAGGUCUACCUUUCUGGCUUACGCAGCAACCUCAGCAUGAUCAGCCAUGGGCAGCGGCAGCGUGUGGUCCAUGAUUUCCCCAAGUAUAGUAUUAAGGUUCUGCCAUGGCUCAGCCCUGAAGUGCUCCAGCAGAACCUUCAGGGUUACGAUGCCAAGUCUGACAUCUACAGUGUGGGGAUCACAGCCUGUGAACUAGCCAAUGGCCACGUCCCCUUCAAGGACAUGCCUGCCACCCAGAUGCUUUUGGAGAAACUGAAUGGCACAGUGCCCUGCUUGUUGGACACCAGCACCAUCCCUGCUGAGGAGCUGACCAUGAGCCCCUCGCGCUCAGGGACCAACCCUGGCCUGGGGGAGAGCCUGGCAUCUAGCACCUCCCGGCCCUCCAAUGGCAACUCACCUUUCCACCCCUACCACCGGACCUUCUCCCCUCACUUCCACCACUUUGUGGAGCAGUGCCUUCAGCGAAAUCCUGACUCGAGGCCCAGUGCCAGUGCCCUCCUGAGCCACUCCUUCUUCAAGCAGAUCAAGCGGCGUGCCUCCGAGGCUUUGCCUGAGUUACUUCGUCCUGUCACCCCCAUCACCAAUUUUGAAGGCAGCCAGUCUCAGGAUCAGAAUGAAAUCUUUGGCCUGGUGACCAGCCUGGAAGAGCUGGAUGUGGACGACUGGGAAUUCUGAGCGUUUGUAGACUGUGCUCUAGGCCCCGGGGCCCUUCCUGAGGGCUGGAUGCAGACUGGGUAGAAAGGAAUUCUGCCAGUCACAGCAGAGUACUGGCUGGUUGGAGGGACAUUCCAGAAGAAACCGUUGGCAGAAAGCUUCAAGCUCAGUGGACCUCAGAAGGAAGAGAUGCUGCUCAUACCCCGAGGCUGAAGUCCAAGCCCUGGGUUUGACUCGUGGACCAAGGGAACCGUCACCUCUUCUCUUCACCUCCUCUUCCCACCGCUUGUUCUGCUGCCGUUCUUUUCCUUUCUCCCAAGUUCUAUAGGCCAGCAAAGAGGCAAGUUACAAGGAGCCUGCCUCCUUGACCCUCAGGUCUCAAUGAUUAUUGAAGGGCAGGGUAAUGCUGUCAUCUUAAACACCAGGUUAAAAGCUGGGGCAGAUCUCCCUUGCCCUCUUAUCUUUUGGACACUUGACACCUGAACCCUUCCUGCAGCUCAUCUGUUAAGCUUACUCCUUUCCCCAGCAUCCAUCUUAACCCUCCUGCCAGCUGCCUUGGGGCCUCUUCCAAGGGCCCUAUUGUCAUGUCUUUCCUGAGGGCCUAAGUACCUGUGCUGUAUUACUCUUGUUUUAACAAAUUAAAAUUUUCAGAGA
This is a messenger RNA of Dipodomys ordii (Ord's kangaroo rat), 2061 nucleotides long. It is a transcript of the gene Strada, whose product is annotated as STE20-related kinase adaptor alpha. The transcript has 13 exons. Gene Ontology annotation, biological process: protein phosphorylation. Gene Ontology annotation, molecular function: ATP binding; protein serine/threonine kinase activator activity; protein kinase activity. The record is from RefSeq and is a predicted model, not a curated record. Lineage: Eukaryota; Metazoa; Chordata; Mammalia; Rodentia; Heteromyidae. The coding region runs from base 133 to 1428 and encodes 431 amino acids.